AUGGAUAAAAGCAUGGAGUUGCUGCUGUCAAGACUGGAUGAAAAACUGAACCAACAAACUAAAAUUAUAACGACGACAGUAACGAAAAAUGUUAUGGAGGCAAUAGAUGAGAGAUUAAAAACAAUAACAGAGGAAAAUACUAAACUCAAAGCAAAAAUUUCUACAUUGGAGCAAAAACUUAACAUAAUGGAACUGGAAAAAAGGAAAUAUAACCUGGUCUUUUUUGGAAUUGAGGAGUCUGGUAAACUAGAAGCGGAGAUGGUAGACUACAUAAAGGACAUAAUAAAAGAAACAGGAACACACAUAGAUAGUCAGGAAAUCAAAAACAUAUAUAGGAUCGGCAAAAACAACAAUAAAAGUCGCCCUGUCGUAGUCACCUUAACGUCUUUAUGGAAAAAACAUACCAUAUUGAAAAACAAGGCUAAUCUCCCACCAGGUAUUAAUGUCAAGGAGGAUUACACUAAGGAAGUACUUGAAAAGCGGAAGAAGCUACAACCACAACUAGAAGAGGAAAGGAAGAAAGGAAAUAUCGCUUAUCUUAAAUAUGACAAACUUAUAGUGAAGAAACCAACUGACAAAACCAGAGACAAAAGAAAAAGAGAAGAUUCAGGCUCACCCAAUUCAUCAACCCAAAAGAAAAUAAACUCGAAGAGUGUCUCAAAAGAAAUUAUAAGACCUAAUAUUCUUAACUAUGUUGGACGAGGCAGAACAGCCUCACUGUCUGAAAUCUCAAAAAAC
Brenthis ino (lesser marbled fritillary) is the source of this 738-nucleotide messenger RNA. NCBI's taxonomy places the organism in Eukaryota, Metazoa, Arthropoda, Insecta, Lepidoptera, Nymphalidae. The record is from the annotation of a GenBank genome assembly.